Molecule: messenger RNA, 1755 nt
Organism: Mollisia scopiformis
Lineage: Eukaryota; Fungi; Ascomycota; Leotiomycetes; Helotiales; Mollisiaceae
Product: thiamine pyrophosphate enzyme
Exons: 1
Coding region: 1-1755 (584 amino acids)
Molecular function (GO): magnesium ion binding; carboxy-lyase activity; thiamine pyrophosphate binding
Source: RefSeq, a predicted model, not a curated record
AUGGCCUCAACCACCACAACAGUUGCGGGCUACCUCUUUGCUCGUCUUCAUCAACUGGGUGUCCGUUCGGUAUAUGGAGUUCCUGGAGACUACAAUUUGACCCUGCUCGACUACCUGGAGCCAGCUGGCUUGCACUGGGCCGGCAACUGUAACGAACUCAAUGCUGGGUACGCCGCUGACGGAUACUCGAGGGUCAAGGGCAUCGGAGCUCUCAUCACUACAUUUGGAGUCGGUGAGCUCUCUGCAAUCAAUGCCAUUGCCGGUGCAUACGCAGAAAAAGCUUCUGUCGUCCACAUAGUUGGUACUCCAAGCCGAGCAUCUCAGGAUUCACAUGCUCUUAUACACCAUACUCUCAACGAUGGUGACUAUCGCAGGUUUGCACAGAUGCACGCCCAUGUCACCACGGCGCAAGUAAACUUGACAGAUCCGCGAACCUGCUCUGCUCAGAUUGAUUUUGCCUUGGAACAAUGCUUGCUGCAAAGCAGACCUGUGUACAUCGAAGUACCGGCCGACAUGGUACCCAUUCCGAUUGCAUCCGCUCGCCUCGACACAGAUAUCAGCAUUGAUCACUUCGCUCAGCCUUUGAAUGCAACAGCAGCACUUGCUUUGGUCCUUGAUCGCAUGUACAGCUGCAAGAGUCCGAUGAUCCUCGUCGACGGCGAAAUCAGAGCGUUUGGUGCCAUCGACGAGCUCAAUCAACUCGUCAGGCUCACUGACUGGCCAACAUGGACGACUACUUUCGGCAAAGGCCUCAUCGACGAGAAUUUGCAAAACAAUCUUGGGAUCUACAAAGGCAAGAUUAGCCAACAGCAUGUCAAGGAAUACGUUCAAUCGUGCGACCUAAUCCUAAGCUUCGGACCGCAUCACAGUGAUAGCAACACUUAUCAGUAUUCCAACAUUCCGAAUCCCGCAGUCACGAUUUCAUUUGGAGCCACAGAGAUCCAGUCCGAUGCGACAAUAAUCCGAGAUCUGCCAAUGAAGCCAUUUCUCAAUCAAUUACUUACAAACUUGGAAAUUUCAAAGCUUGUAUCGGUGAGCCCACCGCAUUCCGUUGAGGGUAAUGUUGUCGACUCUGUCGAUAGUCCUGGCGACUCAGAGACCGUUACCCACUGUCAUUUUUGGAAGACCAUGUCUAGCUUCUUGAGACCUGGAGACAUUGUCCUCGGAGAAACCGGAACCUCAGCACAUGGAAGCCGCGAACUCGUUCUCCCUCAAACCGCGAGAUAUUUCACAGCUGUGACCUGGCUAUCGAUAGGAUACAUGCUUCCAGCUGCCCUCGGCGCAUCUAUGGCUCAACGUGAACUUCACGAGGAGAAUUCGCAUCAACCUGACCAAAGCAGAACAUUGCUGUUUGUUGGAGAUGGAAGUCUGCAAGUGUCUGUACAGGCUCUCAGCGAUGUCAUCCGCCAGAAAGUGGAUAUGAUUGUUUUUGUGAUCAACAAUGAUGGCUAUACCAUUGAGCGGUGUAUCCAUGGACGGAAUCGGAGCUAUAAUGAUGUGGCUCCCUGGCGAUACUUGCUUGCUCCAGCUUUCUUCGGUGUGGAUGAGGAGGGGGAAUAUCGGGCUCACACAUAUAGCGUCGCGACUUGGGCAGAGCUGAAGAAUGUGCUUGAGAAUGAUGAACUGAAGAGAGGGAAGGGUUUGCAUAUGGUGGAAGUCUUCAUGAGCAAGGAGGACGCACCGCCGACUUUAUUGGCCUUGUUGGAGAAACAGAAAGAGGCGGAAAAGGAACGGGACUCGAAAGUGGUAGAGUAG